AUGAUGAGUACUGUUGUAAAGCAAUUUAGUACACCAGGUCAUAGCAAUGAGCUUGUUAAAGACUGGAUUGGAGACGUGCGGGAUUUGGCCCACCGUGUUGAGGAUGUAAUGGAUAAAUAUUCAUAUCAUGCUCUUAAAUUGGAGGAAGAAAAUACCAUGAAGAAGUUCUUCUCCAAAGCUUAUUAUGUCACAGUUUUCAGUGAGAUUGCUGACGAGAUUAUCCAGAUAGAGAAGAAAAUUGAAAAUGUUGUGAAGCGGCGAGAUCGAUGGCUGCAGCUGCCACACCUUAUUCCUAAUCCACUUGCUGACAUUGAAAGAAAACAACCGCAUAGCAAUUUCCAGGAAGUUGUACAAGCUGAUAUUGUGGGGAUUGAAGACAACAGGAGACAGACCUAUGGUUUGGUUGAUUUGCUGAGAAAAAUGCUUAGGAAGAUUGGGGACCAAGAGCAUUCACAGCUAAUGGAUUUGGAUACCCAUGACUUGGAAGUAAAAAUAAAAGAAAGGUUAUCAGGUGGAAACUGUUUGCUUGUAUUAGAUGAUGUCUGGAAUCGAGAAGCAUACACUCAGAUAAUAGAUGUAUUCCGGAAUCUCCAAGCAAGUAGAGUUAUAAUCACAACACGACAGAAACAUGUGGCUACACUUGCUCAACCAAGACAUCAACUCAAACUCAAACCAUUGGAACACAAUGAUGCAUUUAAUCUUUUCUGCAGAAAGGCUUUCUAUAACUGCAUGGAAUGCAAGUGCCCUCAGAACCUUGAAAAGCUGGCUAAAGCUAUAGUGGAUAGAUGUCAAGGCCUGCCACUUGCAAUUGUAUCCAUAGGUGGUAUGAUGUCUUCACUGCCAGCAACAGAAUACGUCUGGAACGAGACGUACAACCAACUUCGUGGUGAGCUGGCAAAUAAUGAUCAUCUUCGUGCAAUUCUAAAUCUGAGCUACCAUAACACACAUGGAGAACUGAGGAAUUGCUUCUUGUAUUGUGGUCUCUUCCCAGAGGAUCACGAAUUCUCACGAGAAAGCCUUGUGCGGCUGUGGGUUGCAGAAGGUUUUGCAUUUCCAAAAGAACAAAGCACAGCAGAGGAGGUGGCUGACAGAUAUCUCAGAGAAUUGAUUCAAAGAAAUAUGCUGGAAGUUGUGGAGAAUGAUGAGCUAGGCAGGGUUAGUACCUGCAAGAUGCAUGACCUUGUGCGAGACCUGGUGCUUUCUAUUGCCAAAGAGGAAAAGUAUGGUUCCGCCAUUGAUUUUUCAAGCAUGUCCCACAUGGACAAGGAUGUUCGUCGCCUGUCGUCAUGUGGAUGGAAAGACAAAAAUGCAGUAAAAGCAAAAUUCCCAUGUCUUCGAACCCUAGUGGCACUUGGAAUAAUUGUAUCACCUUCUCAGUUGUUAUCACCAAUUUUAUCUGAAUCCCACUAUCUUACUGUUCUUGAGCUGCAAGAUUCUGAAAUAACCGAAGUGCCAGCAUCCAUAGGAAAUCUGUUUAAUCUGCGCUACAUUGGUCUGCACCGCACAAGGGUCAAGUCACUCCCAGAGUCUAUCGGGAAGCUCUCAAACCUCCUCACUCUGGACAUCAAGCAAACAAAAAUAGAGAAGUUGCCAUGA
This is a messenger RNA of Miscanthus lutarioriparius, 1596 nucleotides long. Lineage: Eukaryota; Viridiplantae; Streptophyta; Magnoliopsida; Poales; Poaceae. The record is from the annotation of a GenBank genome assembly.